This is a messenger RNA of Clupea harengus (Atlantic herring), 3709 nucleotides long. RefSeq names its product cilia- and flagella-associated protein 57. Gene Ontology annotation, molecular function: protein binding. Lineage: Eukaryota; Metazoa; Chordata; Actinopteri; Clupeiformes; Clupeidae. The record is from RefSeq and is a predicted model, not a curated record.
GGUUUUCUUCUCCGCUGGGCAGUAGUCACUAGCUUUGACGUGACACAGUUUAGUAAUGGCUUCGGUGUUGGCCCAGUGCCAUCACAUCAUUGGGCUGAGAACUGGGGUGGCCAACAACAUCUGCUUCCUUGACGAGCACACAGUGCUCUUCCCCUCUGGAAACAACUGUGUGCGCUACAACAUUGAUCGAAAAUGUCAGAAAUUCAUACCAGGUUUGGAGAAAAGCCUUGGCAUGUAUGCAUUGGCCAUCAGCCCUAACAAGCGCUACCUGGCCGUAUCAGAGCUCGGGGAUCGGCCAAUCAUCACGAUCUAUGACCUGCAGCAUGAACUGUUCCGCAAGAAGAAGGUGCUAAUGGCCGGCGAUCUCACCAUUGCAGAGUUUGUGUCCAUGAGUUUCUCCCCCGACUGUAAGUACCUCAUCGCCCAGUCGAGUGGCCCGGACUGGGUCCUCUUUUACUGGAAGUGGGAGAGGCAAAAGGUCAUGGCCACAGUCAAGGCCACCACCAAUACGAACCCCAUCUAUCAGGUCAGCUUCAACCCUUAUGACAAUGCUCAGAUCUGUGCAACUGGCUAUGGGGUCCUGAAGGUCUUCCGCUUCACAGAGGGUAUUCUUAAGCAGACUUCUUUCCAGAAACUGGACACCCAGAAUAUCCUGUCCCAUGCCUGGGUCUCAGAGGAGCGCAUUAUCGCAGGGACAGAGAGAGGCAGAGUGAUGGUGUUUGAGUCUGGCGACCUGCGCUGGGACAUGAGUGUGGGCCCCAAAGCCACCGCGGACAACAUGUCCAGGAGUAGCAGAUCUGCAAGUAAGAAGGAGACGGAUAUCCAGAUGGACAUGCCACGCAUUACAGUCAUUACAGCAUAUUCUAAAGGAUUUGCAUGUACCGCUGGUCCUGGGACAGUGUUGUUGUAUGAGAGAACCGAAGAAAGGGAAGGUUACCGGAAAACCAGAAAAAUCACGAUUCCCCCGGACCCCUGCAGGAGUGACCCUGGUCGGGCGGAGCAGCAGCAGAUGAUGUCUCUGGCCUUCAGCCCGUCGGAGGAGACACUGGUGACCAGCACUGACUACAACCAGCUCUACAGCAUAACCACUGCUGAGAUGACCAAGGAUAAGCAGGCUCACUUUGAGCACCUGUCUCACUCCUUCCACUCUGGAUGCAUCACCGGCCUGUCUGUCUGCAUCCGCAAGGCCAUCAUGGCCACCUGCUCACUGGACCAGUCCGUGCGCAUAUGGAGCUUUGAAACAAAUGCCCUUGAGCUUUACAAGGAGUUUCAGGAGGAGGCCUACAGCAUUGCCCUGCACCCCUCGGGCCUUUACGUACUGGUGGGCUUCUCCAGCAAGCUAUGCCUCAUGAACCUGCUCAUCGACGACAUCAGGACCUUCAAGGAGUUCACCGUGCGCGCCUGUAGAGAGUGUUCUUUUAGUAACGGUGGACACUUCUUCGCUGCUGUCAAUGGCAACGUCAUCCACAUUUACUCCAGCACGUCAUUCGAGAAUAUCCUCAACCUGAAGGGUCAUAAUGGCAAGGUACGCUCCAUCGCCUGGAGUGGCGAUGACAGCCGCCUGGUGUCCUGCGGCAUGGAAGGCGCCGUCUACGAGUGGAACACGCUGACGGGUACGCGCGAGGCCGAGAGUGUCCUUAAGACCUGCAGCUACUCGGGGCUCAGCCUCUCGCCCGACAGCAAGACCAUAUUCGCCGUGGGAACUGACUUUACCCUCAAAGAGAUCCAGGACUGCCUGAUCUUGCGGGAGGUGAGCGCAGAGGACGUGACUUACACCAGCAUUGUCAUGUCUCGUUCCGGCCGAACUCUCUUCACCGGCACGUCCAUCGGAACAGUCCGGGCCAUCAGGUACCCUCUGUCUCUCCAGAGGGAGUGGAUCGAGUACCAGGCGCACGCCUCUGCUGUCACCAAGAUGGUGAUAACGUUUGAUGACCAGUACCUGCUGACAGUGUCAGAGGAUGGCAGUCUGAUCAUCUGGAAGCUGAUUGAUAAGGAGGGCCGAGGCCUGAAGAGUCAGAUCUGCUACGCCGAGGAGAUUCUCAUCACCAAGUCUGAGCUGGAGGAGAAGAACCAGAUCGUGCUGGACCUUGGGACUCGUGUGGAGGAACUGAAGAUGGAGAAUGAGUACAAGCUGCGUCUCAAUAACUUGAACUUCAACGAGAUGAUAAAAGAGCUGACUGAGAAGUUUAACAACCAGAUGGAGCCUCUGAAAACUAAUAUCCAGAUCCUGAAAACAGAUAAGGAGUUGGUGGAAAUAAAAAAUCACGAGGUAAUGACUGCGCUUCUGAAUGAGCACAGUCAAGAGGUGCGCAAAUUAGAGUCUGCCAGCAGCCAGAGGCUCCUGCUGGAGUACGCGAAGUACCAGGAGCUGCAGGAAAAGUCCCAGAACAUGCAGGUCAACUAUGAGCUCCAGCUGCAGAGCAUGGAGACUGUGAAGGCCGUGGCCCUGCAGAACCUCAAGCUCCACUAUGAGGGACAGAUACAGGAGAUGCAGCUGCUGCUUGAUCAGUGCCAGGAGGAGUCCCGCACGCAGCAGAGGGAGUUUGAGGAGUCAAAGAAGCAGAUGGAGGAGGACAGCGACUGCGAGAUCCAGGACAUGCGCCUUCGCCACGGGCGCUUGCUCACCGCGGAGAGGGAGACCAACCUCAAGAUGAAGGGAGAGACGGGCACCAUGAAGAAAAAGUUCAGCAGCAUUCAGAAGGAGAUCGAUGAGAGGAACAUGGUGAUCGAACGGAUGAAGGGGGAGCAGAACAAGCUGCAGAUCAAGAUGAAGUCCCUGGAGAAUGACAUUCUGUCCCUCAAGAAGGAGAUCGAGGAGAAAGAUGAGACUGUCCAAGACAAGGAGAGGAGAAUGUACGACCUAAAAAGGAACAACCAGGAGCUGGAGAAGUUCAAGUUCGUGCUGGACUACAAGAUCAAAGAGCUGAGGAAGCAGAUCGAGCCACGUGAAAAUGACAUAAAAGAGAUGCGAGAACAGAUUCAGGAGAUGGAGAAGGAGCUGGACACUUUCCAAAAACAAAACAUCAAACAGGAGCUGCUCAUCAGCGAGCUCUACCUCAAGCUCAGCACCAGCGAGAAGCAAGUGCACAAGGAGCUGCAGAGGGUGUGGGAUGGCCAGGCUUCGAUUAAGAGGUUUAAGGCAGACCUCCAUAACUGUGUGGCUUUCAUCCAGGAGCCUCUGAGAUUAAAGCUCGCCAUCAAGGACUUACACAACUGCUACAUACAUAAAUCUGAUGUGGUGGAAAUAGAGGGAGCUGACACUGCCAUUCAGAAGGAGUAUGCCCGACACCAGGAACAUCUAGAGAGAAGCCUGACCACAAUGAAGAAGAAACUAGCCUUAGCCAACAUGGAGCAUAACAAAGCAAAUGUUAAAAUCAUGCAGGACAACGUGACCCUAAUCACUGAAAUUAGCAACCUGAGACAAGAGCUGACGCUGACGCGGUCACAGGUCUACAAAUACGAGGCCCAGCUGGGGCUGAACAAGAAGGGCCAGAAAAAGCAAGCCUCAGAGGCCAAAGGUACCCUAACACCCAGGUGCAAUCCCUGUGACGAAGUCCAGCGUCUGAACCUUCACGAUGAAACAGAGAGAAUCAUUCAGCUCCAGAAGUUUGAGAUCCAGCGACUGAGGCAGGAGAUCCACGAUAUGUCCAAAAAACGCACACACAGCCCUCCCUCCAGUCCCAGGCUACCUUCCCUCACCCAGUUGUAG